Messenger RNA from Anthostomella pinea, 810 nucleotides. The record is from the annotation of a GenBank genome assembly. Lineage: Eukaryota; Fungi; Ascomycota; Sordariomycetes; Xylariales; Xylariaceae.
AUGACCGCCCCGAAGCGCAAGCGCACCGACACCGACCCAGCAGCCGCCCCUCCUCCCACCAAGCGACCUUGCCUCACAUCCAGCCUCAACCUCGCCUCGGAAGACGACACGCGCGCGCUGGGGGCCGUGGAGACCAACUACGAUGUGCAGCUGCAGUCCGUGAUAUCGUCGUCCAAGAUCCAGCAGCGGGUGACUGCCAUGCUGCGGCACCUGUCGCCCCCGUCAGAUUCGACAACAACACCGCAUCAUAAGGAGAAGGAGAUGGGGAUGGGAAAGGAGACGGCGACGGGAAAGACGCGAAUAUCAGUACUACGCGCAAGGGCGCCCGACGCGGGGAAGCUGAUCUCGAUCGCCGAGAUCGCGAAGCGGGAGCUGGGGAAGCAGGGGGGCGCCGACAGGAAGCAGCAACUGGGCCAAACAGCAGCACCUGAACCAGAACCAGAACCAGCACCACCAACGCCAGCAGCGACACCAAGAGAACCAAGUAGUCGAGAAGCAGGACGCUGGUACCAGUACAUCGCGCUCGGCGAGGAGAAGAAAGAAAGACCGCGGGACGAAGGCAAGACGAUGAUCGUCGAGGAGACGGUGCUAGGUGGCAAGGCCAACGACAACGAUGACCACACGCAAGCGCACGAAGACGAAGACGCAGACGGGGACGACUUCGAGGUCAUGAAGACGCCGUUUGAGCGGGCCAUCGAAGGACGGCCGCUGGUGAGGGGGGUCCCCAUCAUGAGCCUGUUCCUGUCGCGCGUGCCGGUCGAGGAGCUGCGGAGGCGGUAUGGGGAGCAGACGAAUGCGCCGCCGAUAUAG